AUGGACGAACCAUUACCCGAGCUGCAGUGGUCGACGCCCUUCGCUGUACUCCCACCCAUCAAAUCUGCUCCCAAGGAUCUCCGCGGCGACAAGAUCCUACUCCCACAAUCCGCCCUCGAGCAACUUCUGGCAGCCUCCCCGAGACCCCCGGCGCCCUCCAACUCGUCCUUCACCUCGUACGAUCCUUUCAACCCUUACGCACGCCAGCAGCAAGUCGCUUAUCGAGAUACCUCUCAACAAUUGCCGAAUCCAUUAAUGUUCCGCCUGGUAAACCAAAAGAAUGGAAACGUGGUCUAUGCCGGUAUCCGCGAGUUCUCGACUGAGGAAGGCGAGAUAGCCCUUGGAUCAUAUCUGAUGGACGCGUUGGGCAUACUCCCUUCUGACUUCGACAGCGAAGAUACCGGAAGCAAACCGGUCGACUUGACAGUCGAGAUGGACCACGAUGCUCAACCUCGUGUAACUGUCCACGCGAAACGAUUGCCCAAGGGCACCUACGUUCGCCUCAGACCUCUCGAAGCUGGCUACAACCCCGGUGACUGGAAGUCUCUGCUCGAGAGACAACUACGUGAAAGCUAUACCACUCUCACCAAAGACACCAUCUUAUCCGUCCGCGGGGUCAAAGGCGAGCAAUUCAAGUUCCUAGUCGACAAAUUUCUUCCUGACGGCGACGGUAUAUGUGUGGUUGAUACGGACUUGGAGGUUGAUAUCGAAGCCCUGAACGAAGAGCAGGCGCGAGAAACGAUGCGCCAGAUCAUGGCCAAAGCCCAGCCUGGGACAGAUAACGGCAGCUCCAAAGGUGGCCAGAUCGACGUGUGGAAGACUGUCGAUGGACAGGUCCUGCCCGACGAAUAUGUCGACUACGAGCUUCCGUCUUGGGACCGGAACCGUCCCCUCACAAUCGAGCUUGGGGAUCUGCCUGGCGAGGACGCGGUGGAUUUGUUCGUCAGUCCCAAGUCAACUCGGCAACGUGCCCUCCCGCGCGACUCCGAGCACGUUUUUGGAAACUUCGAUCCUCCAGUCGACGGGAAAAAGUCAAUCACAAUUCAACCCACAAACAUUGAGCUCGAGAACGCAGAGGAACUCCUCAUCUCGGUGCAUGCGUACCCAUCAUCGAGCGCAUCCGGCUUGCCGGUGCGUUUCUCGUUAAGGGCAAAGGCUGCUUCAGAAGACGGAUCUCAAGAUGGGCCAAUUGAUCUGACCAAUGGUGAUGUCAGGUCGCCGGACGAGGAGCAAUGCAACAACUGCCAGCAAUGGGUUCCUAAGCGGACGAUCAUUUUGCAUCAGAACUUCUGUUUGCGAAAUAACGUCACCUGUCCAAAAUGCAAACGCGUUUUCAAGAAGGGCUCGCCUGAUUGGGAGGCGCAUUGGCACUGCGAGAAUGACAACGCCUUCGGUGACUCGCCAUCGAGCAGGGCGAAGCACGAAGACAUCCGACACACUGAACGCGAGUGCUAUGCAUGUGACUACAAGGCCCCGUCCUUGGUAGAACUAGCACUGCAUCGUACAAGUGUGUGCCCCGGAAAGCUCAUCCUCUGCCAAUUCUGCCAUCUCGAAGUGCCCCAAGAGGGGGAUCCCUUUAACCCGUCUGCAGAGGUCAUUCUAUCCGGCCUUACGGCUCACGAGCUGGCAGAUGGUGCCCGCACGACAGACUGCCACUUAUGCGGGAAGAUUGUUCGCAUGCGCGACAUGGCGGCGCACAUGAAGCAUCAUGAAUUGGACAAGGUGUCUCGUCCCAGGCCCGACAUCUGCAGAAAUGCAAACUGUGGCAGGACUCUUCAUGGGGUGGGCACGACGGGUACAGUCGGAGCAGGAACGGCAAUGGGACAAGGCCCUGGCAAUGAUCUUGGUCUCUGCUCCCUCUGUUUCGGGCCACUGUAUGUGAGCAUGCACGAUCCUGAGGGGAAGGCGCUCAAGCGUCGCAUCGAGCGAAGGUAUCUCAGCCAGUUGAUGACCGGCUGUGGUAAAAAGUGGUGCGGAAACGAGUGGUGUCGUGCAGGAAGAGCCAAUUUAGGGCUGGAGGCCAAAGGAGCCAGCGCGCAAGCUGCUCUUCCACUCGUGAAGCCGCUGGUGCAGAGCAUUCCGGACCUGCAAGAGCCGAUGCAUUUCUGCGUCGACGAGGGGUCCCAGAGACGUAGGAAGUUGGCAGAGAUGUUGGCUGGCGAAGGAGUUUGGGAUUUCGAGUGGUGUGUUGCGGCCUGUGAGGCAGCGUCGGGAGAUCUUGACAAGGCCAGGGAAUGGCUUGGCAACUGGGCGCCGAUAAAAGCGACUUGA
Colletotrichum gloeosporioides is the source of this 2271-nucleotide messenger RNA. RefSeq lists its product as uncharacterized. Gene Ontology annotation, cellular component: VCP-NPL4-UFD1 AAA ATPase complex. Bases 1 to 2271 code for a protein of 756 amino acids. The record is from RefSeq and is a predicted model, not a curated record. Lineage: Eukaryota; Fungi; Ascomycota; Sordariomycetes; Glomerellales; Glomerellaceae. The transcript has a single exon. Gene Ontology annotation, molecular function: polyubiquitin modification-dependent protein binding.